Molecule: messenger RNA, 1273 nt
Organism: Cornus florida
Lineage: Eukaryota; Viridiplantae; Streptophyta; Magnoliopsida; Cornales; Cornaceae
Exons: 3
Coding region: 1-1143 (380 amino acids)
Source: RefSeq, a predicted model, not a curated record
AUGAGGACACUUUGUCCCAAUUUUGACAGAGAAGAUGGCCUCGAAACUGUCCUUGAGGUCCCUAUACCAGAAGAAAUGUUCGCAAGCUUGGGCAGCAGUGUGGCCUUGCGUUGGGCGAACAUGUCCACUUGGAUGAAGGCUCAAACCUCCGAUAAAUGGUCAUCCCCGGUCAUCGCCGGCCGUUACAAUGAGCUCAGUUUUCUCCUCUUCGUUGUCGGAUCACCUCUCAUACCUCUUCAGGUCCAAGUCGACCAGUCCAUAAACCGCCCUAUAAAACAUUCUUCCAUUGAAGCAUCGACGGCUAAAUAUAUUGUGCAGCAAUAUAUAGCAGCAUCGGGAGGGCAGGCGGUGUUGAGCUCGGUGCAUAGCAUGUGUGCAAUAGGGCAGGUGAAGAUUAGUGCAUCAUAUUUUCAUCAAGGGAAUGAAAGUGUGAAGGUUAAGAGUAGUCAUGAUGAGGAGGCUGGAGGGUUUGUUUUGUGGCAAAAGAAUCCAGACCUCUGGUAUCUUGAGCUGCUUGUUUCUGGUUGCAAAGUCAUCUCAGGAAGCAAUGGCAAGAUUUCCUGGAGGCAAUCCUCUAACCAACAAACACCUAUCUCUAAGGGCCCACCCAGACCAUUGCGCCGAUUCUUGCAGGGUUUGGACCCUAGGUCAACAGCCAACUUGUUUGCAGACGCAUUAUGCAUAGGAGAGAAGGUGAUAAACAAUGAGGACUGUUUCAUACUGAAGCUCGACACAAGCCAAUCAACUCUGGAGGCACAAAGUGGCCCCAAGUAUGAAAUCAUCCACCACACCAUAUGGGGCUACUUCAGCCAAAGGUCUGGCCUCCUGGUCAAGUUCGAGGACUCGAGGCUGCUCACCGUGAAGACCAAUAAUGGAAAGAACGACGACGAAGGAGUGUUCUGGGAGACGAGCACGGAGUCAGUGAUCGAGGACUAUAGGUACGUGGACGGUGUCAAUGUUGCACAUAGUGGCAAGACAUUUGUUACGGUGUUCAGAUAUGGGGAGGAAUCAGCUAACCACAAGAGGGAGCUGCAAGAGAAGUGGAGGAUUGAAGAGGUGGAUUUCAACAUUUGGGGUUUGUCAAAAGAUUUCUUUCUGCCUCCUUCAGACGUAAGAGACCAAAGAGUUAAUCUGUUUGUUUGACAAGAAAUGUAAAUAUAUACAAGCAAAUUGAAGAGCUAGCAUGAAUUGUUUGUUUUUAAGGAUACUUUAAAAAAAAUUAAUCUUAAACAACAUUUUUGAGCAGUGUAACUCUAUUUUCCAUUGUGCUUUG